Brassica rapa (field mustard) is the source of this 2234-nucleotide messenger RNA. Its product is annotated as HVA22-like protein c. NCBI's taxonomy places the organism in Eukaryota, Viridiplantae, Streptophyta, Magnoliopsida, Brassicales, Brassicaceae. The record is from RefSeq and is a predicted model, not a curated record.
GCACAGGUAGUUAAUGUAAUCUGGCGUUACCCAAUAGGUCCAAAAGAAAUUAAAAUGUCCCUAAAGUAUGUAUGCUUAAAAUAGAGUUCUUUGGAUCUACGACUACGUAGUUGUAUAUGUGAAAAGACUAGUAUUGGAAGAGUGUAUUUCACGUAGCUUUUUUGUUUUUGAUCUGGCAAAGAUUAGAUGAUCAUAAUUCCCUCACUUGCUUCUCUAUUUUGUUUAAUCAAAAAUCACUAAUCCUUUCAUUCGUCGCCUUCACCAUAACCAUUUUAUCAUUUUUCCAGAACAAAUUAUGAUUACAAAUUUUUUAAAAGGAACGUAUACUAGUUAAUGUUACUAAUCCUUGCGCAUAAAUUGUCAUUUCAUUUUUAACCUUCUCGUGUAUGAUACGGAACAAAAUAAACAAAAAACCCAAUUAGUGUAUCUAAUUAUCUUUGCUCAGGCCCAAUUUUAACAAUGCUUAUAGUUUCUCCAUCCACAUUUACUGACACGGACUAUAUACAAUCCAUCGGCUCUUAAAGGCCCAUUAUUAGCUGGAGAUCGGAGAAAAGGGUCGACUACCUUAGAGAAGUGGAUAUUUAGAUGCACUCAAUAGGAUGCACUAAUGCACAAUACAUAUACGGUAUCACCAAUCACCAUAUAUCCCAUUCCUCAUUCAACUGUCUUUUAGAUAUCUGAUACAAAGUACUAGUUUUUUGUCAAAUACGAUAAAUAAUAUCAUAAUUUUUGUAUUAAAUCCACAGAGCAGAACGCAAAAGUAACUAAAGCUGCAUAAGAGUAUGCUCAUUGUUUAAAUAUCGAAGAAUUUUUCUAUCAUAACGUAAUUUACAAACAAAGUAUUAAUAUCUGUUUAAAAAUUAUAUAAUUUAAUAAUUAACUGAACCAAUGAUAAAAGGACAGAAAAGUUUCAAAACAUGUUUUUUUCUAUAAAAAAGUUUCAAAACAUGUUUCUCAAAUUUUCUUUUAGAAAAAUUAUUUUCAUUCUCUCUCAUUUUCUUAUUUUUAUAUUUUAGUUACUCUCUCAUACUCCCUCCGUUUUAUAAUAGAUGAUGUUUUGAAAAGUUAUUGAUGUUACAAAAUACAUGAUAUUUGAUAUUUUUAAUUAGUUUAAAGUUUAUCGAAAACUGUGUGACCAAUGAUUAUUUUUUAGUAUUUUUGUAGAUUGGUUAGAUUAGAUUUACUUUAUAUUUUUAAUGUUACUUUUUAGAAAAAUGUGUAUGUUUUAAUUCUUGUGUUUUAAUCAAAAUAUCAACUAUUUUGAAACAGAGAUAAGAGAUAGUACUUUUUAGUUACUUUCUAUAAAAAAUGCUUUAAUAUCAUUUUAUUUUUAAUAUGCAAAGUAAAAAAAAUGAAAGGAGAGGUAAUAGUCCAAGCUAAGACCUGGCCUCCACUUUAGUUUUUUAACAUAGAGAAAGAGAAGAAGAAAAAGAAAAGUGUUGAGAAACUGGAGCCUGGAGGCUAGUAUUAAUGCCUUCUAAUUCUGGAGAUGAUAAUGUUCUUCAAAUUCUCAUCAAGAACUUCGAUGUCCUUGCUCUCCCAUUGGUUGCUCUCGUCUACCCUCUAUAUGCAUCAGUGAAAGCCAUAGAGACAAAAUCAUUAGCAGAAGACGAGCAAUGGCUCACCUACUGGGUUCUCUAUGCAAUCAUCUCCCUCUUCGAACUCAUUUUCUCCAAACUUCUUGAUUGGUUUCCGAUAUGGCCGUUCUUGAAGCUGAUCGGGAUAUGCUGGCUUGUGCUACCACAGUUUAAUGGAGCAGAACAUGUCUACAGACAUUUUAUCAGGCCAUUCUACAUGAAUCCUCAAAGAGCUUCCACUAAUAUUUGGUAUGUUCCUCAAAAGAAAUUGAAUUUCUUCCCCAAACGUGACGACGAUGACAUCCUCACUGCUGCUGAGAAAUACAUGGAAAAACACGGCACUGACGCAUUUGAGCGAAUGAUUGUCAGGAAGGAUAGUUAUGAAAGAGGGAGGAGAGGAGGUGGAAGCAAUGAUUAUAUGACCUUUGAUGACGACUAUAGGUACUAAGUUUACCAUGUUUAUAAUUGGGUGGUCGAUCACUGUUAUCGUCAUCCUGUUUGGCCACAUUCAGUUGUAAGCUAGAUGUGUGACUAUUGUCUUAUAUAUCGCUUUUAUAAUUGCCAGAUUUGUGUCUUGUAUCCUCUAUUUGAUAUUAGGUUUGUUCUUCCAAAUCAUCUUGAACAAUGGGCUGGUAUACACACAGAAAACCUGAAACU